CCGCGCGGCAGUCACGCAUUGUUGCGCUUUGCGUUGCUGUUCACCGUUCACGCGAGUGCGUCCGUUUUCGUUUUCAAACAUUUAUUCCCCCCUACAUCGUGAUUGUUUUUUUUUUUUUUUUUGCGGGUUUUCCCCUACCGUGGUACAUAACUAAACAUUAUAAUAUAUUCGCGUUCGUCGUUGGCAUUUGAACUUCUUAAACGAAAGUAAUAAGACAAUAAUCCAGUAACGUCAGAUGCAAGAAGGUUGUUCUUGCUCAGAUAUACAAAGAUAAGAAAAAGAAAGCAUGGGAAAAAGGAACUCAAAACUGAAGCAAGAUACAAUUGACAAAUUAAUAGAAGAUACGUAUUUUUCGGAAAAAGAAAUCAGACAAUGGCACAAAGGUUUUCUAAAGGAUUGCCCAAACGGACUACUGACGGAACAAGGAUUUAUAAAAAUAUACAGACAGUUUUUCCCUCAAGGUGAUCCAACAAAAUUCGCAUCACUUGUAUUCAGAGUGUUUGACGAAAAUAAGGAUGGUUCUAUAGAGUUUGAAGAAUUCAUCAAAGCUUUAUCAGUAACGUCCAGAGGAAAUUUGGACGAGAAACUUCACUGGGCGUUUCGUCUGUACGAUGUCGACAACGAUGGUUUCAUAACCCGAGACGAGAUGUACAACAUAGUAGACGCUAUAUAUCAGAUGGUGGGUCAACAACCCCAAGCCGAAGACGAAAAUACGCCGCAAAAACGGGUAGAUAAGAUAUUCGAUCAAAUGGAUAAAAAUCAUGAUGACAAACUCACUCUGGAGGAGUUCAGGGAGGGAAGCAAGGCGGAUCCGAGAAUCGUGCAAGCACUUUCGCUCGGUGGAGACCACAACAAUGCUGCAGCUCCCCAAACAGCCACCACAUAAGUCUGUCGGAUGAGAGUUUUUUCCUACGUAUUGACUUUGUAUUUAUAUUUUUGUGUCUAAUUUUUUGUCCUUUAACUACAUUAUAAUAUAACAAUAUUGUAAUUUUUCUUAUAAUAAUAUACUUAAAAAAAAAAAAAAAACAUUUUUAUGAAUUCGUAUAUAAAUUACUAUAUUCAGAAUAUUAUAGUUGUACCUUAUAGCAAAUAAUAAUAAUAUAAGGUUAUAUUCUAUCCGUCUUAGUAGAUAGAAGUUUACAGCAUAACAUGCAGAACUUUCUUAUAUAAGUAGGUAUCAUCAGCGUUAUUAUUUUAUACCUAUAUAAAUACCCAUGUAAUACAUAUUAUAUAUAUAUAACUAAAUUUUAUUCAUUUUUGUGUGAAAAAUAAAUCUAUAUAUUUGUAAGCACUUACAUAGUUAUAAAUAUAUAUAGAUUCUAAAUAUUUGACCGAUCUAUGCACAAUUGUUUUUAAGUUUUAAAUCUACUAAUCUUUGUAAUUUCGUUAACUAUUUGUUCUAUUACAAAUACAAAUCACUGUUUUUUUUUUUUUUUUAAACAGUUUAUAUUUUACUGAAGAUUCAUUUCAAAUAAUGUGGUAGAUAUCAUUCACAUGUUUCUAGUCGUUAGUAAUAACAAAUUAAGUACCUAGCUUUGUUGAUACGCAUUUCACCUUCAAUCGAUAUCGUAAACCGCUCAAUGCACGUUUUGUUUUUAGUUAAGCUCACGGAAGUUGAUUUGCAUUUCAAAUAGAAAUAUUGAAAUUUCGUUUCUGAAAUAUUUUUUAUAAAAAUUAAAUAGUAAAUCCAUAGUGUUAAAAAAAUACCAUUGUAAUUCUCACUCAUUAGUUUACUCGUAGAUAUGCUGAAAUGAAAUGUGAGAGUAAAUAUUUUGGGUUCUGACAAACAAUAAUACGAAGGUGUUUAUUUCCGAAAAACACAAUAAACCUCCAUACUUCUAUAGAAUGGAGAUCAAACAUUCAUUGCACUGAAGAACGUAAUUUUUUCUUAUUUUAAUAAUCACCAAAAACCACUAAAAUACUGCGAACAAAUAUAAACUAGUUAAAUUUUGGAUAUGCCAUACCCCAUUUAAGACUGUUAUUGAAAUGCAAUAUCGCUUGAAAAUAUUUAGACGCUUGUUCCAGUGAUCCACCUGAUCCUAUUUUACUAGUUCGCGUCUAUUAAGUCUACUAUAUACUUUUUUUUAUUAAGUUAAGAUAUUAACGAUCUGCACAUAAAAUGCACCUUGAAUACAUUGUAUUUAUAAAUUGAUUUUAACUGCCGUGAUUGGCGUAAUCGAAGAAGUCACCCUUAGUGGUACUUCAAACGUCAAAUAUACUAAACAAUUUUUGUAUGUGUGUUAAAAUGAUAUUGCACGCCUACUUUAAUAUUAACAAUUUGAUAAUAAAUGCCAUUAGAUAUUUUUUAUGUA
This is a messenger RNA of Myzus persicae (green peach aphid), 2312 nucleotides long. Its product is annotated as frequenin-1. The transcript has 8 exons. Lineage: Eukaryota; Metazoa; Arthropoda; Insecta; Hemiptera; Aphididae. The record is from RefSeq and is a predicted model, not a curated record. Bases 287 to 886 code for a protein of 199 amino acids. Gene Ontology annotation, molecular function: calcium sensitive guanylate cyclase activator activity; calcium ion binding.